Messenger RNA from Rotaria sp. Silwood1, 711 nucleotides. The record is from the annotation of a GenBank genome assembly. NCBI's taxonomy places the organism in Eukaryota, Metazoa, Rotifera, Eurotatoria, Philodinida, Philodinidae.
AUGUCGAAUCUAUAUCUUUGUCCUGAUGAUUUUUGGCGUUGUCCAAUUGAUCUUAAUCAUCAAGUACUUGCUAAACGAUUUCAAUAUCAUAUUCGACGAUGUAUGAUUGCUAAUCCUCAUAUUCGUCGUGUUCGAUGUGUUUUUAAUGCUAAUCAUUUAACAACACCAAAUGAUUUACUCAUUCAUAUGUCAACAUGUCCUGAUGCAAUUAAUAGAAGCACUGUACUUAUUGGUCUUUCUGAUAUUCCACCAGGUCGACCUUGGAUUGAUAAUUGUAAUCGAUCAUCUGUACCAACUGAUUGGCAAAUGUUUCACGAUGUAAAUGCUACUGAAGAUUGGGAUGAUGAUAUUCGUGAACGACGUGCAAAAAGUGUCGAAAACAAAAUGCCAACAUUAUUAUCACCAUCACCAUUGAUUAAUCAACCUUUAAAUGAAAAACAACAAAAAGAUGUUGAACAUUAUAUAUAUAAUAUUGAAGAUAUAAAUCAUAAAACAAUAAUAAAUAAUUAUACACCUGUAACUGUUAUUAAACAAGCACAUGUUUUUAAAGAAUAUGAUAAUGAUGGUUUAAUUCAUCCUGUCGAAACUGAUGAAAUUACCAAAAAUUUAAUGAAAAUUCGAACAUUACAACUUAUUGGAGGUGCUGGUCGUGGUACCUGUUGUUUAUUACGUACAGUUCCACCAGUACUGGAUUGUUCGUCAAACAAAUAA